Messenger RNA from Hydatigera taeniaeformis, 378 nucleotides. The record is from the annotation of a GenBank genome assembly. NCBI's taxonomy places the organism in Eukaryota, Metazoa, Platyhelminthes, Cestoda, Cyclophyllidea, Taeniidae.
AUGCCAUUACACUCAAGUCUGGUGCAUCUGUUUCUCGUCCUCCUUACCUUCUCUGCAUACCGCGUCUGCGCUGCCGUUGUGCCAGACGGCGAUGUGGCAGAGAAAUUGGAAGCGGAGGUGUCCGAAUUGCUUGCCCUCCUGGAGGAGGACGAGGCGGAGGAGAAUGGAGGCGAGUUGAUUGUGGAAGAUGUGAAUGAAGGUGGCAGUGGGAGGAGGGAGGUGCUGGUGCCGGCUGGGUGGCGUCGCUUCCGACGUAGGAUCAGCGGUGCUUUCCGACGCAUUGGUGGGGGCAUUCGAAGGGGCCUCAGGAGAGGAUGGAGAGGUCCUGUGAGUCCACACCCAUACCCAGGAGCCAGAUUCCCCUACUAUGCGCGCUAA